Molecule: messenger RNA, 393 nt
Organism: Knipowitschia caucasica
Lineage: Eukaryota; Metazoa; Chordata; Actinopteri; Gobiiformes; Gobiidae
Source: the annotation of a GenBank genome assembly
AUGUCCCUCAACGCCACAGAGCUGCAGUCCCUCGUGCUGUCCUUUCUGCAGCUGUGCCUAAACAACACGAGCGCGCAACGGCCGCAGAACUACACUUCCCAGCAUGCCUUGCACCAGGUGGCCGCAGAGAAAGCCCAGUCCUCGGGCUUCGCGUAUGUUCUCGUUAUGGUUGGCUUGUUCAGCUUCUUUACUUUUGGAAUAAUGCUCAGCUACAUUCGCUCCAAAAAGCUGGAGAGUUCUAAUGACCCGUAUCACCAGUACAUCGCCUACGACUGGUCCAACGUGACGAGUCCGACCAGACCUGUGGCUCCACCUCAAGGGGGAACCAUGGGGGGAACUCUAACCAAGGGCAAUGGUGCUACCAUCAUUUGCAAUCCAGCAACAGUACCAUAA